This is a messenger RNA of Racocetra persica, 273 nucleotides long. The record is from the annotation of a GenBank genome assembly. Lineage: Eukaryota; Fungi; Glomeromycota; Glomeromycetes; Diversisporales; Gigasporaceae.
AUGUCAAAUGAACCUGUACAAGCCGAAGGGACAUCUCAAUAUCUUGGAAAGCAAUGGUUAGAACGAGCGAUUAAAGAAGGGCUUAUUAGAUGCAUUGAUUAUGGUAGGUUUCAAAAAAUAAAAGAUAAAAGCGAAGGUGGAUUCGGUAAAGUCAGUAGUGCCGAGUUGAUAUCAGGUGGUAUUAAAUUAACCGUGGCCCUAAAAAGUAUAAAGUCCCUUGAAUAUUCUCAAAAUGAUGAUAAUGAAAAAGGUUACAAGGAAUUUAUUAAAGAA